GCCCAACAACGAAGUUCUUCACUACUCUUGUUGGUUCUAUCGCUACAUAUGAAUGGCGGUCACGCUUUCUGGGACGUUGGCACCAGCACACCAUACCCUACACGUCUUGACAAAUUGGGGCGCACCAGCUUCUUCCGAUGGCAGAAAGCGGAGUCAACCUAUAUGGCGUUCUCGAAGCCAGUUCUGGACUGGAACGAAGAAUAUAAUAGAUUCAGGCUGAGGGUCGUAGCUGGGAUUUCUAUUGACAUGAUCCCACUCUCAACUGCUGCAAUCCUGAACAAUCGAAUAUUGCUGACAUCUGCCAACUUCCUGACGCCUCACAUCCACCGGCAGACGGAUCUUCGUAUCUGGGCUUUGGGCAGAUCGGGGCUGUACAACACGCCCUAUCGUUACCGAGUCUGGCGGGUCUGGCGUUUGUUCAGCCCCAGUGCCAACCCAGAACACCAGCAUGGGCCGAAGGGAGAACACAACCCGCGACACGAUGUGGCGAUAAUCUUCACCCGGGAUCAGAUGUUCGUGUUCUGGAAGCCGUCCAACACUGAGCAGUACCCGUACCAGACCUGGCUGAUCUACCCUCACUGGACGAUAAUUAACACAAAGACUGAUAAUGAAGAUAAGCUUCUGUUUGCUGGAUCCGGCUACGAGUAUAUGGAACACGUCCGGGAGAACUACAAAAUCUACUUCGCGACACCCAAAGAAGAGGAUAUUGUUGACUGCUCAAAAUAUAUACCCAAAUUUUGGGGCAAGUUCAUAUGUUUCAGGAAUGUUCUAAGGUAUUCAGGGGUACAGAACGGUGGUCCUCUGUUGCUUGGGUCGCAUAUUCUUGGACUUGGUUGCUUCGAGAUUCGGGUGAAUGAGGAUAGAAUUCUUGCGUUCACUGAUUUGAGAUACUAUGUACAUAUUAUUAGACAAGUGGCGGAACUCAAGGCUCAUCAGUAUUAUGAAUACGCGUAUCCCCAGUGGGGGAUAUACUAUGGAUACUUUGGAUCCAUAUACGGGAAUUCUCCCAGAAUUCCUUCAAUCUACACUCCAUGGUGGGUGAGGAUUGAUCACCUUGGCUAA
Pieris napi is the source of this 1062-nucleotide messenger RNA. RefSeq lists its product as uncharacterized. The transcript is spliced from 2 exons. The record is from RefSeq and is a predicted model, not a curated record. Lineage: Eukaryota; Metazoa; Arthropoda; Insecta; Lepidoptera; Pieridae. The coding region runs from base 49 to 1062 and encodes 337 amino acids.